AUGCCAAGUGGAAUAUUGAUUUUUGUGGGUUGGGUUGUACAAUUGUUUCUAUGCUUUUAUGCCAUUCGUUUUAUUUCUAAUACGAUUACUCGGUGUAUUUUAACAUGUUUGCCGUGUCUAUUACUCACAUAUAUGGUUACUUGCGAAGUUCCUCCACUUCUAAUGACUUCUAUGUUAGCUGUGACGUAUUGUUGGUUAGCAUCUAUUCGUUUAAUUCACUUAACUAUACUUUCACCAAAUCAAUGUUCAACGUUGCGUUCUUUUAUCUUCAAAUUUUUAUGGAUGUUUUUUCCUAUUGUGCCUUGCGCACCUGAUUACAAAGAGCAGUGGCCAAUUUUUUAUGAUUUAAUAUCAGGUGCUGUUAAAUUGUUAGUAAACCAUUGGAUGUAUCGCUGGCUUCUCACGUGUCCAGGAAGUGAUAGCUAUGCUAGAUUAAUCAUGUUCUAUAUUUACGCAUUAGCAUUCACGUUUCUAUCGGAUUUUCAAAGUGCUAUUCUUCGAACUGUUACUCGUGAUAAAUAUAUGCUUAAAUCUAUUACUAACGUUCCAUUAAUAUCACGAUCAUUGCGUGAAUUCUGGGGCCGCCGAUAUAAUCAACUAAUUGGUACUAUUCUUCGAGAAUCUGUUUUUCAGCCAGCUCUUCAACAUUCAUCUUCACCGAGUGUUGCCGCAUUAAUUGUAUUUCUUGUUAGUGGCCUUCUUCAUGUUCAUUUAGCUUUUAUUACGUUUGGUGAUUUUCGCGAUACCAUGUCUACCAUGACGUUUUUCCUUUUGCAUGGUCUAGCUUGUACUAUCGCAGCGCAUACACCAUUUCGGCUACGUGCGCCUGUAUCAUGGUUUCUUACUCUGUUCUUUCUUGUGGUAACUGCACCUCUACAAAACGGAUCAUUUACAAAACUAGGACCUGAUUAUUAUGCUGUUAAUAAACCACCAUUAAUUGACAAUAAAUGGAUACCAAUAUUAUCUGUACCGAACUUUUGCCCGAAAUGA
This is a messenger RNA of Rotaria socialis, 990 nucleotides long. Lineage: Eukaryota; Metazoa; Rotifera; Eurotatoria; Philodinida; Philodinidae. The record is from the annotation of a GenBank genome assembly.